AUGCCGACCAUACUUCCCCUCGAUCGAUCCUACCGCUUACCCUCAUAUUCGCUCACCCUCCUCUCCGCCCUCGCCAUCCGCUUCCUCCUACAUCCAGCGCCACAAUCGCGCGCCACCCUCCUCCGAACCAUCUCCACGCUCGUCUUCCCCACCCUGACAUUCUCCAUCCUCCAACACCGGCACAUUACUCUGCAUCGCACCCUCGCGCUUCGAGUAUCUUCUUCCUUAAGUGCAUAUCAUGCUGCUGUCUCCGGCAAAACCGUUCUCGCAGGCCCUGGAAUGCAGACGAUCUUUGGAAUGCUGUUCAGCACCGCUCUGCUGUCCAACCUUCCGCUACUGUACAGCAGGCUCUUGCCCGGGGAAGAGAUGUCGGAAUCUACUGGGAAGCUAGCGAGUGGAGUGGGUUGGUUCUUCGCAGCCGUAAAUCUGACGGUGGUCGUGGUGUGCUGGAUCAUGAUGAUAACGCAAGAGGAGGUAAAGGUGGAGUUUGAGGAUGCAGUGAAGGACGAUCAAGUGGCGUUGAACAAGUUGGAGGGAAAGAAGGUGGGUGAAGGCUGGUCGAGGAUAGCAAGUACUUCGAGGAGACACGAUCUUUGGGUGAAGAAAGUACUCUUGCCGAACGGAGAUCAUGUCGGCGUGUGGGAGAUGACCACUCGUUUGGCGGACAACCAUCCGCUCUACAACCCUGACGCCGCACAGAAGAACUCCAGUCCUACUCUUCGCAUCUCUCUGCCCUAA
Molecule: messenger RNA, 738 nt
Organism: Pseudozyma hubeiensis SY62
Lineage: Eukaryota; Fungi; Basidiomycota; Ustilaginomycetes; Ustilaginales; Ustilaginaceae
Product: regulation of translational elongation-related protein
Exons: 1
Coding region: 1-738 (245 amino acids)
Source: RefSeq, a predicted model, not a curated record